This is a messenger RNA of Ficedula albicollis (Collared flycatcher), 4409 nucleotides long. RefSeq names its product diphosphoinositol pentakisphosphate kinase 2 (gene PPIP5K2). Gene Ontology annotation, cellular component: cytosol. Gene Ontology annotation, molecular function: inositol hexakisphosphate kinase activity; 5-diphosphoinositol pentakisphosphate 1-kinase activity; diphosphoinositol pentakisphosphate kinase activity. The transcript is spliced from 32 exons. NCBI's taxonomy places the organism in Eukaryota, Metazoa, Chordata, Aves, Passeriformes, Muscicapidae. Bases 302 to 4114 code for a protein of 1270 amino acids. The record is from RefSeq and is a predicted model, not a curated record. Gene Ontology annotation, biological process: inositol metabolic process; inositol phosphate biosynthetic process.
GCGGCGGCGCCGCCUUCUGGGGGGACUGCGGACAGCCGUGGGCUGGUUAAAAAGUCAUACAGUCUCAGGGAAGUAGCAGCACAUUGUGGGUUUCUUGGAGCAGCAACUCUAAUCAGUAAUGAGCAGAUGAUAACGAGUUAAACAGUGCCUGGUAAACAAUGCAAUCACGGUGGCAAGCCUGCACAAGCAACAUCAAAGAACAGAGGACUUUGGUGUUCCCAAGUCAGUAGGAAACAUGCCCAGGAUCUCACCUGUCAGAGUGCCUGCAAUUUUUACGUAGAUUUCUAUAGGUCUUGUAACCAUGUCUGUUAAUGCGACAGAGAAUGAUCCUCCCAGAUUCUUUGUAGGUGGAGAAGAUGGAGAAGGAUUGUUGGAUUCAGCCAGAUCUACAGAUUAUGAACACUUCUAUGACCAUGGGGAAGAAGAGGAGGAAGAGUAUGAUUCUCCACCGGAAAGACAAAUCGCAGUUGGGAUUUGUUCAAUGGCUAAGAAAUCAAAGUCCAAACCAAUGAAAGAAAUUCUUGAACGCCUCUCCAUGUUUAAGUAUAUAACUGUGGUGAUAUUUGAAGAGGAUGUUAUUUUGAAUGAGCCAGUAGAAAAUUGGCCUUUAUGUGACUGUCUCAUUUCUUUUCACUCUAAAGGGUUUCCACUGGACAAAGCAGUAGCCUAUGCAAAACUCAGGAAUCCAUUCAUAAUCAAUGACUUGAAUAUGCAGUAUCACAUACAAGACAGAAGAGAAGUCUAUAGUAUUCUUAAAGCUGAAGGCAUUUUACUUCCUCGCUAUGCAGUUCUGAACCGCGAUCCAAACAAUCCCCAAGAAUGCAACUUGAUUGAAGGAGAAGAUCAUGUAGAAGUGAAUGGAGAAAUUUUCCAGAAGCCAUUUGUAGAAAAGCCAGUUAGUGCUGAGGACCACAAUGUUUAUAUUUAUUAUCCAACAUCUGCUGGAGGUGGAAGCCAGAGGCUGUUUCGAAAGAUUGGCAGCAGAAGCAGUGUUUAUUCUCCUGAAAGCAGUGUGAGGAAAACAGGCUCCUAUAUUUAUGAGGAAUUCAUGCCCACAGAUGGAACUGAUGUGAAGGUGUACACAGUAGGUCCAGACUAUGCUCAUGCUGAAGCCCGAAAGUCUCCAGCUCUGGAUGGCAAAGUAGAAAGAGACAGCGAAGGAAAAGAAGUGAGAUAUCCAGUCAUCCUGAAUGCAAGAGAGAAGUUAAUUGCUUGGAAAGUAUGCCUUGCCUUUAAGCAAACAGUUUGUGGCUUUGAUUUGCUACGUGCUAAUGGACAGUCCUAUGUUUGUGAUGUGAAUGGCUUCAGUUUUGUGAAAAACUCCAUGAAAUACUAUGAUGAUUGUGCUAAGAUACUGGGAAAUAUCAUAAUGAGAGAACUUGCUCCCCAGUUUCAAAUACCGUGGUCAAUUCCUUUGGAAGCUGAAGACAUUCCAAUUGUGCCAACUACCUCUGGAACAAUGAUGGAGCUUAGAUGUGUUAUAGCUGUAAUACGCCAUGGGGAUCGAACACCGAAGCAAAAAAUGAAAAUGGAAGUAAAACAUCAGAGAUUUUUCGAUCUCUUUGAAAAAUGUGAUGGAUAUAAAUCUGGAAAAUUGAAACUGAAAAAACCAAAACAGUUGCAGGAAGUUCUUGAUAUAGCAAGGCAGCUUCUUGUAGAACUUGGGCAAAACAAUGAUUCUGAGAUUGAAGAAAGUAAAGCAAAACUUGAACAGCUAAAGACUGUGUUAGAAAUGUAUGGGCAUUUUUCAGGCAUAAACCGCAAAGUUCAGUUAACAUAUCUUCCUCAUGGCUGCCCUAAGACUUCAAGUGAAGAGGAAGAUAAUAGAAGAAAUGAGCCAUCCCUGCUUCUGGUUCUAAAAUGGGGAGGAGAGUUGACCCCUGCAGGCAGGGUUCAAGCAGAGGAGCUUGGAAGAGCUUUCAGGUGUAUGUAUCCAGGCGGACAAGGAGAUUAUGCUGGAUUUCCUGGAUGUGGUUUACUUAGAUUACACAGCACUUACCGACAUGAUCUCAAAAUCUAUGCUUCUGAUGAGGGACGAGUUCAGAUGACUGCAGCAGCUUUUGCAAAGGGACUACUGGCCUUAGAGGGAGAGCUGACUCCUAUUCUUGUCCAGAUGGUAAAAAGUGCUAAUAUGAAUGGUCUAUUGGACAGUGACAGUGAUUCUUUAAGCAGCUGUCAACAUCGUGUUAAAGCAAGGCUCCAUGAAAUUCUCCAGAGAGACAGAGAAUUUACUGCUGAUGACUAUGAUAAGCUCACUCCAUCUGGAAGCAUCUCACUGAUAAAGUCAAUGCAGGUUAUUAAAAAUCCUGUAAAGACAUGUGACAAGGUCUAUUACUUGAUCCAGAGUUUGACUUCUCAGAUCAGGCAGAGAAUGGAAGACCCAAAGUCUGCAGAUAUUCAGCUGUACCACAGUGAAACUCUAGAACUGAUGUUGCGCAGGUGGGCCAAGUUGGAAAAAGACUUCAAAACAAAAAAUGGAAGAUAUGAUAUUAGCAAAAUUCCUGAUAUUUAUGACUGUAUAAAAUAUGAUGUACAGCACAAUGGAUCCUUAAAAUUAGAAAACACGAUGGAAUUAUAUAGGCUUUCAAAGGCUUUAGCUGACAUUGUAAUUCCUCAGGAAUAUGGUAUUUCUAAAGCAGAGAAAUUGGAGAUUGCCAAAGGUUACUGCACUCCUCUAGUCAGAAAAAUUCGUUCUGACCUUCAGAGAACUCAAGAUGAUGACACUGUUAAUAAGCUUCACCCUCUCUACUCCAGGGGUGUUAUGUCCCCAGAGCGCCAUGUUCGUACUCGGCUAUAUUUCACCAGUGAGAGUCACGUCCACUCUCUGUUAUCUACCCUUCGUUAUGGUGCCUUAUGUGAUGAAUCAAAAGAUGAACAAUGGAAACGAGCUAUGGAUUACUUAAAUGUGGUCAAUGAACUCAAUUACAUGACACAGAUUGUCAUCAUGCUUUAUGAGGAUCCAAACAAGGAACUUUCUUCAGAAGAACGUUUUCAUGUAGAGCUGCAUUUCAGUCCAGGAGCUAAAGGCUGUGAAGAAGAUAAAAAUUUACCAUCAGGAUAUGGAUACAGACCUGCCUCCAGAGAGAAUGAAGGCUCAAAGAAAACCUCUCAUAGAAAUGAUAGUGAUGAGGAGGUGCACGCUCAUAAGAGAGAUGAAACAGAUCGAUCAGUAGUGAUGUUCAAGCCGAUGGUAUCAGACCCAAUCCACAUACACAGAAAGUCCCCCCUUCCGAGAUCUAGGAAGAUUGGUUCUGUUGAAGAAGAGAGCCCCCUGAGUGUGUCUAGCCCAGAGUGUAUUGGUACCUGGCUGCAUUACACCAGUGGUGUGGGUACUGGGCGUCGAAGACGCAGAUCAGGGGAACAAAUCACUUCUUCCCCUGUCUCCCCUAAAUCACUGGCUUUCACAUCCAGUAUUUUUGGCUCAUGGCAACAGGUCUUAUCAGAAAGCAAUAGUAACUUACGAACACCAAGAACUAUUCUGGAACAAAAGCAGAGUGGUCUAGGGUCUCACUGUGCGGGCCUGUUUAGCACCUCAGUGCUCGGGGGUUCUUCAAGUGCACCUAACCUACAGGAUUAUGCUCGUACGCAUCGUAAAAAGCUGACUUCUUCUGGCUUCAUAGAUGACACCACACGCGGUUCUGCUGUUAAAAGGUUUUCUAUCUCAUUUGCUCGACACCCAACCAAUGAACACCCACACCUCUUUAGGUGCUGGUCCAUUUCCUCUGUGGAAUUUCUAGGCUCCAGUGGCUUUGAACUGUAUUCCAUGGUGCCUUCUAUUUGCCCUUUGGAAACUCUGCACAAUUCCUUGUCUCUGAAGCAGGUGGAUGAAUUUCUUGCUUCUGUUGCUGCUCCGUCAAGGGAAAAUCUACAGGAGACAUCUUCUCCAACUCAGACGAUGCCUCUUUCAGGAAGAAAAAUUUCUUUAAAUACAUUUACCCCUGCAAAAAUUCAACCAACUCUACUUGAAACUUUGCCUGAAAGGCUAGUGGUAGAGAAACUAACCUUAUCUACCCUUGGAUGUCCUGUAUCUAAUGUAUCUAAUACUAAAUCAUCUCUUGAAGAGGCCUCACUAGAUGCAGAACUUGGUGGUGAAACUGUUUCUGAGAAGAAAUGAUCAGACAAAACUGUAAACAACUUCUUAAAUGGUUCUUUAGUGUGCAUUUAAGCAAAUUACUGAGCUGUCAAAAGCCAUUCAUGUCUGCAUCUGCAAUUCAUAGUGCACUUAAGAAUCUUUAUACAUGGUUAGAUAGUGUGCACAGUGUUUAGGUCAUUUCUAAAACAUUUCAGGAAAUAUACUUAACAGUUUAAUGAACUGCACACCUUUUAAUGGACAAGCUGCACAUGAAUCUUUUCUGUGUCUUCAAAUAUCUACUGUAAGCCUGUACAGAAAUAAAAUGUUAUGUGUUACA